This is a messenger RNA of Oryza sativa Japonica Group (Japanese rice), 858 nucleotides long. RefSeq lists its product as uncharacterized. The record is from RefSeq and is a predicted model, not a curated record. Lineage: Eukaryota; Viridiplantae; Streptophyta; Magnoliopsida; Poales; Poaceae.
UAAUAAUCUAUCAUAAUAAUCUACUUGUUUGUUUCAGCUUACUCCUAAUAAUUCAGAUUAUAAUAAUCCUAAGUUGAAUCAAACAUGGCCUAAAUAUAGUACGAGAGAGUUAUUAUUUUUUCUUGGUCUUAGUGUACCUAUGAAAUAUGUAGAUCAAUUUGGAACGGAGGGAGUAUGUAUGAGUAGUAGGUAGUAACACACGCAGCUAGUCAGCUACACCCUACAGAUCUGCUAUUUGCAGGCUAUCGCAUUGAUCUACAGCUCCUGGAAACGUCAGUUGCCGUGAAUGAUCUUAAUAAGCGUCGUGUAACAGCUGAAACUCUUGAAGGAGAUUAUGUCUGUUAAUCCAUCAAACACACUAUAAAAAAUGGCCAAAAGUUCGCAUUCGAUAUUCAGACGGUGCAAUCAGCAAAGCCUGCAACCAUGAAGAAACCCACACGCCAAAUGGUGCCAGCCCUCGCCAUCCUGGCUCUCUCCGUCGCCGGACUCGCCGUCGCCGCCGCCGCGGCGCCGCCCACCCGGAGAGGGCAGGAGGUCCACCUGUUCGAGGCCACGGUGCGCGUCGCCGACGACGGCGUGGAAGAUCCCGACGAGUACAACUACCGGUUGCUCGCCACCGUGCUCGGCAGCGUCGAGGCAGCUCAGAGCGUCACGUAUGAGACUUACCCUGGGACAUUCAGUGCGUUCCUCACGAACAACCAGGCCCGGAGAUUGUCCAAAGUACCGGGGGUGCUGGAAGUUAGGCAAAGGGACGAUCCUGUGCCUACGGAUGGACAGUGAUAAGAGUUUGUAUGAGGAUUUGUACCAUCCAGCGGUUCCAAAUCCCAAUCACAAAAACAUGGAAGAUUUAUGUCUGAG